This is a messenger RNA of Oncorhynchus gorbuscha (pink salmon), 1649 nucleotides long. RefSeq names its product dynein axonemal assembly factor 1-like. Gene Ontology annotation, molecular function: protein binding. Lineage: Eukaryota; Metazoa; Chordata; Actinopteri; Salmoniformes; Salmonidae. The record is from RefSeq and is a predicted model, not a curated record. The transcript has 6 exons. The coding region runs from base 365 to 775 and encodes 136 amino acids.
AUAUCGUAAUUUCCGAGUAGGCGGUAAUCAGUGUGGGGAACCGUGCCCCACUCUGAUUCAUAUCGCUUGAUUUCUAAUGAUAUUUGUCGAUUAUAUCGACUGAUUGCAAUUGUAUCGGGUGCCUGUUUUGUGGUUAUCAGCUCAUUGUCCAGUUAUAUGAAGAACGGUGACAGGCAGUGGCAAGUAUAGGAACAGAGGAGCGCGGUACAUAAAGGUCCCUCGGGAUCGGAGAACCCCUUGUUCACCAUCUGCACGGUGUGUUCUUCUUGUCGGGAGCCUCCAGGGGAUUGUCUACAUGCCAGCCAUACAUAGACGAUGAGAAGACAGGCACCCGCCUACCCCUUUCCUGAUACAGCAGGACAAAAUGCUUAAUCAAUCAUUGACAUCAAUAACAGUCAGUAAGAGUUCUAAGUGGACCGGCAAAAAUGAAGCGACAUCUUCAGAAAGAUUAUGGCCCAGAGAAGAAGCUUUAAGUCGACAAGCCCAACAACAAGAGGAAAAGGACUCGGGUCCAAGAAUGACAAAGACAUUUCUGAAGGACCACUGCAAGCAAAAUAAACUCUACAUGACACCUCGAUUGAAUGACACACUGUAUUUGCACUUCAAAGGCUUCUCCACCAUAGAGAAUCUGGAGGAGUACACAGGGCUGAAGUGUCUCUGGCUGGAGUGCAACGGACUGCAGCGCAUCCAGAACCUGCAGGCCCAAACGGACCUACGCUGCCUCUUCCUCCACCAGCCUCCUCCACCAACCUCAUACACAAUCUGGAGAACUUAGAACUACUCAGCAAGCUCUGCACCCUCAAUGUCUGCAACAACUACAUAUGCACCAUCGAAAACAUUGAUAGCCCAUAAUAAGCUGCAGACAGUGGGAGACGUGGAGCAUCUGAGUCAGUGCCUCUCCCUCAGUGUACUGGACAUGUCCAACAACCUGCUGGAUGACCCAGACAUCCUCACUGUGCUGGAGAGAAUGCCUGAACUGGAGAGAAGACAUGCUCAUAACAGGCUCACACAGAUUAACAGUACUGUAUGCAAUAGAGAUCAUAUCAUCUUUAUUCAUUAGUAUGCCCAUGCGCAUGACACACUGACUAUAAAAUGCAAAUACUCUUGCUUCAUGCUGAUAAUAUACCCAAGUGUGUGUGUGUGUGUGAAUACACCCUUGUUGUUCCCUCCUCCUCAGCGCAUGCUGAACCUGAUGGGAAAUGAAGUGAUGAAGAAAAUCCCAUACUACAGGAAGACUAUGAUCAUACAUCUCAAACAGCUCACAUACCUGGAUGACCGACCUGUGUUCCCAAAGGACAGGUGCAUUACCAAUUUGUCUCUUGUUUGCCCAUACAUGUCAUACUUAUGCUUGAGUCAUUGUGUGGUCUGUGAUGUUGGUCCUUGGAUGCUGUAUGAUUGUCAUGUGGUUGCGGUAUGAAGGGCGUGUGCGGAGGCGUGGGGGACAGCGGGUCCAGAGGGGGAGCGCAGGGAGAGGGAAUCAUGGCAAACACAAGAGAGAAGGAAGAUCCAGGACAGUCUGGGCACCAUGGCAACCAUCAAAUCAAAUCAAAUUGUAUUUGUCACAUACACAUGGUUAGCAGAUGUUAAUGCGAGUGUAGCGAAAUGCUUGUGCUUCUAGUUCCGACAAUGCAGUGAUAACCAACAAGUAA